Chanos chanos (milkfish) is the source of this 1152-nucleotide messenger RNA. RefSeq names its product prolactin releasing hormone 2 receptor (gene prlh2r). Bases 1 to 1152 code for a protein of 383 amino acids. NCBI's taxonomy places the organism in Eukaryota, Metazoa, Chordata, Actinopteri, Gonorynchiformes, Chanidae. Gene Ontology annotation, cellular component: plasma membrane; neuron projection. The transcript has a single exon. Gene Ontology annotation, molecular function: neuropeptide Y receptor activity; neuropeptide binding. The record is from RefSeq and is a predicted model, not a curated record. Gene Ontology annotation, biological process: G protein-coupled receptor signaling pathway.
AUGGAGUGCUUCCUGAACGAAACCUGGAACUACAGCUCUGUCUUCAUCGGCUCAACACCUUCGUCUCCUGCCUCCUCCUCCUCGUUCGGCGGACUGGACCUCCUUUUGGAGCUGAAGCCACUCUUCAUCCCCCUCUACGCCAUUCUGGUUUUCGUGGCCUGUUCCGGGAACAUCCUCCUCCUCUUCCUCAUCGGGCUGAACAAGAAGCUCCACAGCACCACCAACUUCCUGAUCGGGAAUCUGGCCCUGGUCGACCUGGUGAUGUGCGUGUUCUGCGUCCCCCUCACGGCGUCUUACGCGUUCGACGAGCGUGGCUGGGUGUUCGGCCACUUCAUGUGUCACUUCGUCACUCUGAUGCAGGCUGCCGCUGUCUUCGCCGCCGUGCUCUCGCUCACGGCCAUCGCCGUGGACCGCUACAUCGUGGUGGCGUACCCCAUCCGCCAGCGGGGCGGCCGGCACUUCUGCGGGGCGCUGGUGGUCAUGAUAUGGCUCUGCGCUUUGGCGAUGUCCACUCCGACGGCCUUGCACACGGUUUACCUCGACCUGAGAGCCACGGGCCACCAGAUGGCCAUCUGCGAGGAGUUCUGGAGCGGAAAGGAGCGGGGCCGGCUGGUCUACUCCUGCUUCGUCCUCCUCCUCUCUUACUUCAUACCUCUCGCCGCCGUCUCCGUCUCUUACUGCGCCAUCUCCUGCCACCUGCGCCACAGGGCUCUCCCCGGGCUUGUGGCGUCCACUCCGUCCAACCGGCAGAAGUGGGGCCGGAAGAGGCGGAAGACCUUCCGCCUCCUGCUGAUCUCCGUCCUGUGCUUCGCCUUCUCCUGGCUCCCCUUGCAGGUGGUGAACCUCAUCCGAGACCUGGACACCGACUUCUCCAUCCUGAGCAAGAACCACGUCAGUCUGAUCCAGGUCUCGUGUCACCUGUUGGCCAUGAGCUCCACCUGCUACAACCCCUUUAUCUACGCCUCGCUUCACGAGAAGUUUCUGGCCUACCUCUGUCGCCACUUGCUCCCCAGAAAACGAAACCACCAGGCUCGCAGCAGCUUCACCGCCUCCAACCGCCUGCCCCGCCCGCAAACCUCCACCACCCUGAGUGACAUCAUCCCCAUGGCCAUAAGCAAGAUCCCCCAAGACGGACUCUCAGCGCUCCAGUGA